AUGCACCAAAAACCUGGGCAGAGAGAGCGCAGAAUAAAUUAUUUGAUUUUGAAAUGGGAGCUCGAAAAUAAAUCAUUUUACUGCAAAAUAAAAAAUAUAUUUAAUAAAAAUAACAUUUUCGGAACCCCUGGACGUGACUCUCGCUUCACGACCACCUUUGAAGGAAAAUAUGAAGGUGACAACAUUAAGAAUAUCCCUUGGGUUAACGUGCUUGGUAAUCACGACUACGGUGGCGCCAGUUACAUCUGCUCGGACGGUGACAACCCGGCCGAGUGUUCGGAUGCCGACGCUGUUGUGACUGCGCUUGAGAAUAAAUUCUCAUGGCAGUCAACAUACACGAGUCCUAACGACGAUCGUUGGAUAUUGAAGGAUCACUUCUACGUCUACUCUAUUGAGGACAAAGACUCAGAUGUGAGUAUCGACAUCUUCAACGUUGAUUCGGGAGAUGCGAGCACACACGCUGCUCAACAGACUUGUUGCCAGUGUUACGGAUACGCUGAAGGCGACGAUGACACAUGCAAGAAUGUUGCUCGAUGUGACAAGCUGUGUUGCGGUGGAAGUACGGACAUGUACGACGCUUGUUAUGCCAAAUUCACCGAAUGGAGUGACGAUUCACGGAAGCAACUCGCCAAGGAAGUGGCGUCUUCGAAAGCCACGUGGAAAAUCGUGAAUAGUCACUACUCGCCGUACGCUCACUACGAUGAGGAUGGCAUGGCCAAGUGGUUUAAGAUCUUAAAAAACUCAGGCAUCCAACUCUGGAUGAACGGACACACGCACGGAGAGAACCACGACUACUCAGCUAGCUACAAGGUCCACUUUGUCGACAAUGGUGCUGGCGGCGGGAUCCAGAAGGAGUCUGCCAGUGGCAUCCCCGAAUACGCUUCGUCUGAUGUUGAGGCUGAGGCGUCAGAGGAGUGGCUGAAGUUGCAGUACCACACAGCCGACGACUCGUGGUCUUUUGCGGAGAGUUUCAACUCAACCGAGAUUGGAGGUGUUGCUACCAAACAUUGCUGGUAUAUCCCGGUGGACGGUGGCACUGGCAAGGAGUGUUAA
Phytophthora infestans T30-4 is the source of this 1053-nucleotide messenger RNA. RefSeq lists its product as uncharacterized. The coding region runs from base 1 to 1053 and encodes 350 amino acids. Lineage: Eukaryota; Oomycota; Peronosporomycetes; Peronosporales; Peronosporaceae. Gene Ontology annotation, molecular function: acid phosphatase activity; ferric iron binding; ferrous iron binding. The transcript is spliced from 2 exons. The record is from RefSeq and is a predicted model, not a curated record.